Molecule: messenger RNA, 1770 nt
Organism: Prunus armeniaca (apricot)
Lineage: Eukaryota; Viridiplantae; Streptophyta; Magnoliopsida; Rosales; Rosaceae
Source: the annotation of a GenBank genome assembly
AUGUUGGCUAUACUUUCCUCCCAUGGAGGACACAGAAGAGCACACACUCUCUUUCUACCUUUGUUCUUGACCAUAGAAAUUUUAUCCUUCUCAAGCUUAUUAGCAGAAGCUAACCAAGCUUCUUCACCAUCCCAUUUCUCCAAAUUCUCUCGAGGAGGACCCUCCAAAGAAGCCAACAAUAAUAUUCCAUCGUUUUGCAAACAUACUCCUCACCAAGCAGCUUGUGAAUCUAUUUUCAUCUCCUCAUCAUCCAAAACAAGUACUACUUAUAAAGAAGCCCCUCAAACCCUUGAAAAUCUCUUUGUCCAGUCAGUCGACUUCAGCAUAAUUAAGGCUCAUUUGGCUCGAGCCCUUGCCUAUAACUUCACCAUUUCCCAUCGUCAAAAUGCUCACCAACCCCACUUGCCUGGUGGCAUCAACGACUGCCUUGAGCUGCUCGAGGACAGUAUCUAUUCACUCGAUAAUGUCAUACGCAAGCACGACAAAAGUACUAAGAGCAGCACCUAUGGCCAUGUUGACGAUGAUGUCCAAACCUGGCUCAGUGCUGCUCUUACCAAUCAAGAAACUUGUCUGGAGAGCCUUGAGAAUGACAAGUCUAAGGUAGACAAGGGCCUCAUGGAGACUUCAGCUAAGAACUUGAGCCAAUUCAUAAGCAACUCCCUAUCACUUUUCAUGAUGACUAGUAGAGCUAAAUACACAAACCCUAAUGUUGUCGGCGGCCGGAGGCUGUUGUCGGAUGAUUUUCCGACAUGGGUCUCAGGCACGGAGAGGAAGCUUCUAGAAGCUUCUGUGGAUGAAUUGGAAGCACAUGCUGUGGUGGCUUUGGAUGGGAGUGGCACGCACAAAAGUAUUGGUGAGGCACUUGGGCUAGUGGCCUCAUUGGAGGAGAGUGGUACAACUGGAGGCAGAUCUGUAAUUCACGUAAAAGCCGGGACUUAUAAUGAAUACAUAAACAUACCCACCAAGCAGAAGAACGUUAUGUUAAUUGGUGAUGGAUUGGGGAAGACUGUUAUUGUGGGCAGUAGGAGUUCGGAAGCUGGUUGGACAACUUACCAGUCUGCCACUGUGGCUGCUAUGGGUGAUGGAUUUAUAGCACGCGACAUAACAUUUGUGAAUAGCGCCGGCCCUGCAAAGGAACAAGCUGUUGCUCUCCGAGUUGGUGCAGACAAGUCAGUGAUUUUCAGAUGCUCCAUAGUUGGCUACCAAGACACCCUCUACACUCACUCCAAGCGCCAGUUCUACAGAGAAACCCAAAUCUAUGGAACUGUCGAUUUCAUAUUCGGAAACUCAGCUGUGGUUUUCCAAAACUGCAACAUAUUUGCAAGAAAGCCUGCAUCAUCUGGCCUCAAAAACUUCGUCACAGCACAAGGCAGAAGCAGCCCAGAUCAAAACACAGGCAUUUCAAUCCAUAACUGCAAAAUAUCAGCUGCAUCAGAUCUUGCUCCAGUCAAAUCCAAUUAUGAGACAUAUCUUGGGAGGCCAUGGAAGCAGUAUUCUAGAACAGUUGUUAUGCAGUCUUUUUUGGAUGACUCAAUAAAUAGAGCUGGGUGGUCUCCUUGGGCAGGUGGGUCUGCCUCAAAGACUUUGUAUUAUGGUGAGUACUUGAAUUUUGGGCCUGGGGCUUCAACUUCAGGUAGGGUUCAGUGGCCUGGAUACCAUGCUUCAAUUACAACAACUGAAGCUCAAGGUUUUACUGUUGGUGGUUUCAUUUCUGGGAACCUUUGGUUGCCUUCCACCGGGGUGUCUUUCGAUUCAGGAUUGAUUAGCUGA